AAUUGAGCGACAUCUAAAUGCAAAACUUCGGGGCUUACAAUUUUAAAAUCACGGAAAAUAUAUGCGCAGAAUAGUGUAGUUUCAUUCAAGUUUUGCGCAACGUGCAUGUGCCAGUACAUUUUUUCAAAGCACAAUUUUGUCUUUUUUACUCUAGUUUUAGUCCAAUAUAUUUAUCUUUCUAAUGUAUUUAUAAUCUUAUAUAUACCAGGAACACACCAGGUUGGUCCCGAGAUUGCCACAAGCUGACAAAGUCAUGGUCAUGGAAACUCCUAGUCCACAAUGCGUUGGCCGCGAAUUUGUGAGACAGUAUUAUACCUUACUGCAUGAGGCCCCUCUACACUUACACAGAUUUUACAGCCACAAUUCUAGUUUUGUACAUGGAGGUGUGGAAAAACCAGGUGAAGAACAGCCACCAAUUAUGGGGCAAGGGGAAAUUCACAAGAAAAUCAUGUCAUUGAAUUUCCGAGACUGUCACGCCAAAAUUCGACAAGUAGACAGUCAGGCCACCGUGGGAAGUGCUGUUGUUGUACAGGUGACUGGAGAGUUGUCAAAUAAUGGACAACCUAUGAGACGGUUCAUGCAGACUUUUGUACUGGCUCCACAGUCCCCCAAAAAGUACUAUGUCCAUAAUGAUAUUUUCCGCUACCAGGACGAGGUUUUCCACGAUGAUGACCCUGAGGGAGAACAACAGGAACAGGAAGUGGAAUCCUCUCAGAUGUUAAACUUUGAAGAGAUUGGCGUUGAUUCAGAGCCAGAGGUUGACCAAUCACAGAUGCAGAGUCAACCUGAGGCUGUUCAAGACCCAACUGUUACAUCAUACUUCGAACCCCAGCAGCCCCAACUUAGCAAUGGGACUGGCCACCUUGAGGAGCGACCUGAGACACCAGAGGAGGCUCCCGUUGAGCCAGAACCUCAGCCAGAAGAGGAGCCAAUCCCCGAGCCACCAGCACCUGUCAAACAGGAGCUUGAACCAGAAGCUGAGCCAGUGGAUGAGACUCCCAAGACAUUCUCCUGGGCCGGAAUUGCAAGGAAGAAUACUCCUGGCUCCCAGCAAGUUGCCGCUGCGCCUCAGCCGGCUAAGCCUGCUCCCAUUAAACCUGCAGACGUACGUAACGAUACUGGUCCAGGAGGCAGUGCACCACUGCCACAGAGGUCUCAAAGGCCCCCUGCGCGAGAGAAUCGAGACAAUAGAGGCCGCCCCAGGGAUAGGGAUGGGGAUGCAGACUCAGAUGGAGGACGACGUGGCAUACGUUACCCGGACAACCAACAACUGUUUGUAGGCAAUUUACCAAUAUCAAUAACGGAGGAUGAAUUGGCCACCUUGAGGAGCCAAAUAAAAAAACAUUUUGAAACUUAUGGUGAAGUUCUAGAACUACGAAUCAACAGGAAAACAGGGGGCGAUAAAGUACCAGGGUUUGGCUUUGUGGUUUUUAAGGAACCUGGGCCAGUUCAAAGAAUUUUGGGAGAAAAACCUAUAAUGUUCCAAGGCCAUCGCUUGAAUGUAGAGGAGAAGAAACAACGCAGCGAGACCGGAGGAAGACCAGGGAGUGGCACCAGGAGUGGACGUGGUGGAAGUCUUGGCCCCAGGGGUCCAGGAGGUCCUGGAGGGCCUCGAGGAGGUGGAUUCUCCGGCCCUAGACGUUAG
Molecule: messenger RNA, 1645 nt
Organism: Owenia fusiformis
Lineage: Eukaryota; Metazoa; Annelida; Polychaeta; Sabellida; Oweniidae
Source: the annotation of a GenBank genome assembly